Messenger RNA from Porites lobata, 26149 nucleotides. The record is from the annotation of a GenBank genome assembly. NCBI's taxonomy places the organism in Eukaryota, Metazoa, Cnidaria, Anthozoa, Scleractinia, Poritidae.
AUGUCCGUUUACAGCAAUUCCGAUUCAGCUGAAGUUGUAUUAAUAGUGGUCCAUUCUGUACUCGUCAUCGUAAAUAUUGCUGGAAACUCUCUGGUCUGUGUCAUCAUUCUGAGGAAUCGAGAUAUGAGGUAUGCGGACAAAAAAAACAGGUGCUUGAUUUUAGAGAGAAAAUGUGACGGCUUUUCGUUGGGACAAACGAAAUUGACGGUAUAUACGGGUGUCCGUAUUAAGCGGGUGACCUACUGUACCCUAUUCUUCAUGUACUUUCUGAGCAGCUAUAACAUAUUGUCAAUGCUUUAUCCUACAGGACUUCACUCAACUAUCUUAUUCUUAAUCUGGCUGUUGCUGAUAUCACAACAGCCCUAUUUUUAUCACCAAAGUACAUAUUUUCCCACUUCAUCGCACACCCAGAAGGAGCAGCAGGCACCGCGCUCUGCAUUGCGCUGACUGGUGGAAUCAUUGGAUGGGUCGGCGCUGCCACUGGAGUAUUUUGUUUGGUUACUAUAGCUGUUGAACGUUACUACGCCGUGGUUUAUCCAUUUGAAAACAUGGAGGCGCUUAGUAAACGUAAACUUAAGGUGCGAUUAUUUCAAUUUAUCGUAAAUUGUAAUAGUACUACGUGUAUUCGUAUUUCGAUUACCUUAUAUCAAAAGCCAAAAGUUAAUUCUAGAAAUCAUCGCGCCUUGCAGACUAUUCAGUUUUAUGAAGCGUUUCGUAUGACACUGAAAAAUGGUUUCCUUAAGUGUUCGUUAUUUAUUUUAUCAGUCAAUAGAUGAUGGCAAGAUGAUGACCCUUUAAAUGGAGAAAAGUAUCUUUCGCGUGUUCGAUUAGCAACUCAGUAUCUGUUCCGCAUGUCUUGGAAAAUAAAUUUUCAGCAAUCUUUUUUUUUUAAGAGAGAUUAUUUUUGUCUGUUUGAUAGACUAAUCAAAUUUUUAUGUUCUUUUUUGUUUGUUGUUUUGUUUUGUUUGUUUUUUCCAUGCGUAUAUAACCGUUUCAAGGUCAAUCGACACUCUCUCUUGACUAUCAGGCAAGCAGAUAACUGGAUGAUCUAAGGGCUUCGCGCAAACUGCAUGAUUCGUCUGCAAGGCAAUGCCAGAUUCUCGGGUGGCGAGUUAGAUCUUUACACUCAGCCAAAGAACAUGGCCAGUCAGAUUGUUAGCUUGACUAACUAAGAAAUAAAUAAAUUCUUCUUAAGACUAUACUGAUACAAAUAAUGAUAAUGAUGAUGAUGAUGAUGAUGAUGAUGACGAUAAUAAUACGUCAUCAUUAGACAGUUACUUGAGUCGGACUUAGAAUCAUUUCGGUCCUUUUUUUUACUUUUUUUAAAAAAAUGACGGCAGUUUCAAGGAAUUUUUGCUUUCAACAAGCGACAGUUUGGAUGCUCUUCGUGAACUUAAUCAUAAUUGGUCAAGAAUUGAUAUCCAGUCUAGUCGCAGAUAUACAUGUAAAGCUAAACCAUUGGCUGAUAAGUAAAAGUAGCUAAAAGUAGCUUGCCGGCUGCUGAUAUGCUGAUUUGUGUGUGCUUCAUAAAAUAACCUUACCAUAAUUACUCCCUUGUUUUGCUUGAUAUUAAAACAGGUGAUAAUUAUUAGUACGUGGAUUCUAGGGAUUAUCUUGAAUAUUCCAUCGUUCAUGUACAGAAGAUAUAACGAAUAUUGGAAUUACUGCAUCAACACGUGGCCAAGAGAGUGGGUCGGCAAGGCCUACAGCCUUUAUUGGUUUUGUCUGGCAGUCCUCUCUACUUCUCUUAUGGCCAUAUUGUACUUCCGUGUGGUGUACACUUUGUGGUUCAAACAUGAGGACAGGAGAGAAAACAAUACGCAACAGAAGGUAAAAUGAUUUAAAAACAUUAUUGGGUAUGGAAUAGUAACCCAUAUGGGAACACCACAUAGUUGUCUUAUAUAUUAUACAGAUGAUGUUUAUCACUUAGUACAGGCUAUUAUGCAUAUUUCAAUGUACAUGACAUAAUUUAUAUAGGCAAGAGAUAGGUAGACUGUGUGAUAUGCUGACUCAGAGUAAUGCAAAUUCCUGAAAGUGCUUUAGCUCUACCUUCAGUUAAAGUAAUAGCAUUUCCAACGGUAUCUGCGUUUUGUUAUUUUAAAAAUAUAUAUGUUGAUGCUGUCUUAGUGUUAAACUGAACCAAGAAACUGCACUGAAAGAGCGCACGCUUGCAUGAGUUUCGAAUGAGUUCCCAAGGUACUUAAAUUUAAUCUUUAAACGGGAAUUUUUUCUGGGAACAAAAGCAUCAAGAUUUCUGCAGAUUGAUCAUGCUAACAACGUCGAAUACCCAGUAUAAUACACAAAGGAUAAAGACAGUGGCAGCAGUACAAACAUUUAAGAAACAGUAUAGCUUCGAAGCAUGCAUUGCAGCAGUGGCGGAUCCAUGGGAGGGACCCGGGGGGGGGGGGAAAUUUUGAAAUUUUGUAGAUCUCGUAGCUUAGUGCUCUAAUUCAUAAAACCUCUGACGGUAAGGUUUGGAAUACUGGGUAAAAAAUAAAGGGUCGGUUAUUCAAACGAUCAAGUCUAACUUAGGCCGAUGUUUAAGAAAUCAUUGGUCCAGAUCUCUUUCUUAGUGGGUUAAUGUAAGAAAAUAUUAAGUGCUUUUCCAGUGUGCGCUAUAUGCUUUUUUGAAAUUGUUUACGAUAAAUGAUGUAUAGAUAAAUGCGGUGGGAAAACUGAAAAUGGCUUAGAACGCGGUUUUGUUAAGCACGAGCUAAACUCCGUUUAAAUGACUGGCCCAAAGACACUUGAUUACAGUUAGUUGAAUCUACCUACUCCAGGAUGCAGAGUACUACCAGUGAAACUAAUUAAAUACAUGUAGACUCUUGCUGAGAGUUUUAUAAAAACAAUAGGCGAUAUGACAGACCUAGAAACGUUCAUUGGAUGUAAGUCAAUGUCACAUGAACAACAGCCAUUUCUCUUCAUGUAUAGGUUAGCAUACUACCUUACUUAAAAGUUGAAUAACUCUAUCGCUAGAGGCAGAAUGUAUAUAAAAGAGGCUGUUAGACAGUGGUGAGAAGAUAUGGAUUUUCUAUAUGUUCGAGCUGGCACGAACGAGCGCAGUGAACGAAUGGAAUUAGCUUGUUUUUGCCACGAGGACAUAAAAUUCAUAUCUUCUCCGGAGCUAACGUGUAAUUUUCAUUCCAUAUAAUUAUUCAAUUAUCAGUCUGCCUUGUCCGGCUAGUGCUGUGAACAGUGCAAUAAAAUAAUCCUUAAAAAUCGCAAUUACUUUCCGUUAAGGACAAAGGUGCACAGUCAGUUUCUUUGCUGUGUUUUCAUUUCUGGAAACUUGACUAAGAGACCCCUUUACGAUUGCCAAACAAGCGCUAGCGUUACCCCCAUGUUGUGUAUCAAAAACCAGAAGAUAGGAUAAACAAGCACACGCACACAUCCGGGACAUGCGGUUCCUAUUUUGUUCGUAUUUCUUCAGUGAAAAUUGGAAAGCGUUUAGUCUCUUAUAUAAAACACUAGCAUGGCAUCCUUAAAAUGACUAAGAUUAAGUGUUAAUAGAGCAACCCCUACGCUUCUCUCGUAAUCUCCGAACCUUUCGUAUGUAUCCACGGCUCGAUAUAUUUAACCAAUGGCUCCAUGCUGCCAUUCGUCUGUUCAGUACAGUUAUUAGUAAUAGACCACAGAUGACGUCAAUAUGUGGUAAGGAUAAAAAAGUGGCAGACGAGCCGCAGGUAAGUGCUGUGUCACUGAUCUUUAUACUACACUUUUUAUUCGUUUUUAUUCGUUUUAAAAAAUGAAGAGAAAGAUUUAAAAAAAAAAACGACAAGCUUACCUCACACCGCUUUUUAACUGUUGUUGGAUUAGUUUAGGUAUUUUCCAGGUCAUAAACACUACUUUUCGUCUCUGCCUCUCCUUUUCGUCUUUAUCUUACUUGUUGGCAGUUUUUCCCAAGAUAUUUCAAGGCCUAGCUCAAAGAAGAAUGAAUUGCCCAAAAAAUUAAAACCGCGAUUUUCUCGUAUCGAUGACAUACGAUCAUGGCAACCGCUGUGAAAAUUUAUCAGUUCCAGUUCAGGCAUUAGGGAUGACGAAGACUUUGUCGACGACGACCGAACUGAGAUUCAGUGCACUGCGCAAGCGCGGCCAGCAAAACUUCGUCGUCUUAUUAGUGUCGUUGACAACGACAAACAAAGUAGAAUCACGUCGUCCUGUAACCACAAGCUUUGGCAGGUACAAAUACACUGUUUUUAAGCGAUUUUUAAAGUUCUUUACAUUUUUUUAUCUUCAUAAAUCCAGGUAUCCUUCCUUUUUUCACCUAACAAGCGACGUUGAUUUAAAAUUCGAGUAAUGAAUUGUCUAUACUUCGAAGAAUGACAACAGCUGUGGAGGCCGAGCGAGCAAACUCGUAAGUGAUAAAUUUAAUUGUACGUAUUUAGGAAGGGCAAAUCAGUUAUCUUUAAUAUAGAGGAAAUAGACCUUAUUCGGAAAAAAGCUAUUACAUCGGAAUGUCUCUUUUUCCGAAUCUAAACUCUGACAGACACUCGGUCAUCUCAAGGUUGAAAGUUGAGUAAUCUUGGUACGGAAAGAAAGGAUUUUUCCAUUCGAAACGGUCAGACAACACUAAGAUUCCUCAUCGUCGAUGAAAUUAGGCGUACAGCUUAAAAAUAAGAUCUUGCAUCGUUUUAAAAGACGCCAUUGCGAAAAAAACUUUGUUGCGAACGAACAUCACAGUUUUACAUUUGUGUUUACAUUCAGUGUCGUCGUCGUCGACCUACCGACCGACUGCAUCUUAAGUUUUCUUUUUCCCGCCGAAACUGACGUUCUCGUUCCAGUCCUUUGCCAGUCAACAGACAUCGUAGUCGUGAACUUCGUCGUGGUUCUUAAGUUCCCUAUUUAAAGCCACAAGCCUUUCAAGGGUCAUUCGUGUGUCUGUAAUAUGUAGAUCAAAGAAAACGACCAAUCAAAGUGCGCGUAACAUUCACUAUGGGCUCCUGCUACAUUGUAUAAACGCCCACUGAGCAUGAACCAAUUCUUACUUGAUAUGCAUUUGUUGGGUAGUCUCCUGUUGUUACGAUUACAAAAUUAAUCCACCAUAUGUUUUAAAAAGUUACCAAAUUAUAGUAUACUGAUGUCUUUGUCUUGAUUGAAUCACACCACCAAGACAAAAUUAAAGAUGAGGCUCAUUCAAAGUUUUCACAAAACUAUAAUGCAAUUCUAGGCGCGAAAUGUGUCGUAUAAUUACCACAAGUGAUAGAAAAGCUCUGACAUAUUGUUAUGGAUUAUUUCUGUGACCAGCUGGCAAUCAGAAGCACAAUAUCUCAAUGAAUUUUUAAUUUAAAAAUCUCUUUACUAAAAAAUUAUUGAGAAAUACAAAUAUCUGAAGGGCUAAAGCCGUUCUCAUCUAAAAUUUUCAGUAACAAAAUUGCGCUAAUCCUCUAUCUUCUACAACGCGAAGUAAGUUAAUAAAAGAGUUGGAAAGCAAGUAACGGUUUUUUUAAACGUAUUAAUUGCGUAAUGUAGUGUUAAGUGUAUGUAAUACUAUUGUGGAAAUUAGAUGUGUAAAUUAGGAAAUCUAAAAAAAAAAAGAGUUUGGAAAAAAGUAAUGAUUGAGCGAGCGUGGGGAGAACUCUGACAUACAGUCAAAAAUGACACGUAAUAUGACAUCUACAAAAACAUUCGCUGUAAUUUCGUCCUCACAGCUACAAAUAAGCAAAGAGUCAUUAUUAUCUGCAUAAUGGCAACCAAUGAGAUGGGCGACUUUUGUUUGGCCUUCAGAUCGGUGGCUGUGACCGACGGGUUCAAGGACAAGCUUAACGGGAAUUAACGCAAUGCACGUACGGUCUCCGUGAGGAACUUAGCAAUAGAGACUGGAGAAAAUCACAGAGGAUGUAAAGGCUCAUCGGCAUCUAUAAGUCGAGCUUAUAUUUGGUGAGUUUAAACGAUGUUAAUUAAAAGUACUAUUGAUAGCGUAAAACAGCUGAAAUCAAAAUGGAAAACCUAGAAAAUGUAUAUCUCUUGAGAAUUUGAGAGGAGCGCGUACUAGCCAUUAUGGUUACGUCAAAGUCGAGAAUUCUGAACGAGAGGUAAGGUAAGAUAUUUCAGAGGUGACUUUAAGUUCGCGUGCGCUGGCUGUUUUUGCUGUUUCGAAGCAUCUUUAUACAAGAGGUCAUAAGACAGACAGAAGAUUCAGUCUGAAGUCGUGCCACUGAAUUCUCUGUUGUGUAUUCUAUACAAAUUGCCAGCCGAGGUUAAAGUGUGUUCCUUUUUGUAUACGUUUUUCGUUUUGCUUUGGUAAAAUAUAUGCCAAAUCAUUUCUCUACUUCUAUAUACACUGCAAAUGCAUGGGCAAACUUUUCGCAGUUGUCUUUUCUACUGAACAUUGAGUUCACACAAACCAUGACAAAAUUCUCGUCAGGAACUGAUGAAAACUAAAUAAAUAAAUGAAAAGCUAGCUACGCCUGUAGACAUAAUUUAAUUUUAAUUUGUUCCUACUAAACAUUCAAGUUUACUGUUCAGGUUCCAAGAACUGCACUGUAUUAAUAACAAGGCAAUUUGUGUAAAUAAGACCUUCUAUUUUUACUACUUAUAAACUGUCUUGGCAUUGAUUAUUUUCAAUCAGUAACGACUCGUUUCGUCCGGAUACACUCGAUUUUUAAAUAACUUUUGUAUUGAGAACAUUGAUUGCAUAAUUCUCCGACUUUCAACUUACUGUUUUGUUGUUGUAAGCUGUUUGUUUCGAUCCAACAACAACAACAACAAUAACCUUUAUUUGCAUGACUAUAAUUAUUUACAGUAUUGCAAAAGGUACGUAAGAUAAGAACGAAAAGAUAAAUAAUUAUGAUAUUAAUAACAGAUAAUCAAGUGACAUUAUUCUUACAUGACAGUAAACUGUCGCGCAAAUUAUUCAAUAAUUAAGAUAAAUAUCUUCGGAGUUUAUCGCUCGGUUUAAUGACCAGGUCCGAGUAAGAUAGCUGCUGAAAAUUACGGAGAUGACUUCGUAUUUAAGCAAAAACUUAAUUUCUAAGUUUUAAAUACUUUGGGCAAUAGCAGAGAAAGUGAAUUUCAUCCUCAAUUUCAUUGGAAUGACAAAGAGGGCAUAAUCCUUUGUCUUGAGGAGUUUGAUUAUAUCUUCCAGUCUCGAUCAUAAGUUUAUGAUUGCUCACGCGUAAUUUACCAAAGCCUUUUUAUCGAUUGUUCUUCUAGUAAGGUUUAGAUAACUUGAAAUUUCAUAACAAUGUUUAAAUGUAUUAUAAAACUCUAAUUUCCUUGUAUAUUAACUAAAUACCGCCACUGAGUAAUAAUAUUAUACUUUUGUUUCAUUAUAUCUUUAAAUCUUGAUAUUUUGCUUUUAUCUAAAUUGCUGGGAACAAAAUCUGGUAGGUCAUAAGAUUUGGAUAAUUCAAUAAUAUUACUAUAAAAACUAGUAUUGCCAUUAAAAUGAAGAUUUAUAGUCAAGUAAUGCUUGUUUGACAAUAGAUUCUUCAUCCUUCCUUCUCAAAAAGAUACAUAAUGUAGUUAAGAGUUUUUUCUUUGAUGACAACUAUAGACCUAUUUGGCUAACUAAAUGUUGUACCCAAUUCAAACCCUUUGCGGAUAAAACGUUUUGUUUUAGGAAUUUCCAUAUCAUUUAAAUGUGAAUGCGACAUUAUAAUGCAAAUACAAUACACAAAGAAUCUUAACCCCGGGAGAUUUGAAUUGUUUACAACAUUGAGUUACGACGACGAACAUAUAACUCCGAAUUAACAUCGAAAUGUAUACCCCGGGUAGCCUUUGUCAAAUAAAUCGCGUAAAAUACCUGUUUGACAGGCGUAUGUUGAUCACUAUAAUUAAUUCUCUCGUAUUCAGUAAAUUAUUGUAUUGUUCAUCAGUAUGGGCUAAUACCACCAAGAAAAACAUCGAGCUAUUACAGACAGUGCAAAAUUUUGCAGUCCGGAUAGUUUCUGGAACAAGGAAAUUUGAUCAUGUUACACCUAUUCUUAAUUAAGCAGUUACAGUGGCUGCCAAUUGUUAAACAACUUAAGGUUAGGGAUGCUACCAUGGUAUUUAAAUGCUUAAAUGGACUUGCACCUCCAUAUCUUUGUCAGAAGUUUAAAACCAGAUCGGAAGUGCACAACUUCAACACUAGGAAUAGGGACCGCCUACAUAUACCACUCUGUAGGACGGCUGCAGGUCAGCGCGCGUUUACCUUCAGAGGCCAAAGGCUGUGGAAUAGUCUCCCAGACGAGUUUCAGUCUAUCACUAAUUUAGAUGUAUUUAAGGUUGAAAUAAAACAGCAUUUUUUAAGGGUAUUUUUGGAAAACUAAGUUUUAGCUAUUUGACAUUGUAAAUUAAGCUGAAAAGCCUUUUUGAGGAGAUUAAUAAAGUUAUUAUUAUUAUUAUUAGUUAGCCGAAUAUGUUUAUUAAUGGAAAUCUACCUAAUUCAUCUCCACAUGCCGCGUUAGGAGCCUUAUUACCUACUUCCAAGUAUCGCUUGCAGAGGACCCAGUUACGUCAGGAGAAACUGCGGCGAAACUGAGCUUUCAAGAACUGGCGAGAGAGCCCCUGGGAUGCUACUCUAAAAGAACCAGUUCCACGACUUAUUCGAAUGCUUAUCUGUGAUUGGGCACCAAAAAUAAUUUUGUAAGCAAUAAGAGGCCAACAUCUAUCACACGGUGCUUUUGUGAUCUUCUUAUACGAAGAGUUUUACCCGCAACCACGACUUUUCGCCGUACAUGUUUGGCUUUUUGCAGGAGAGCUUUUUCCGAGAAGAGUUUUCAGCGCAAAUGGGGCCCACAAAACCACAGAAAUUCUAUAAGUGGUAUAGUUUUUCCGUAUAAACUCAUGUAUUUAUUAUGCAUGCAGCAAUUUCAUACUCAUUUCACACAAAUAGAUGAUAUCAAUAGAUCGAGUGGAAACAUACAUGGAAAGGGUUGCACGGAAAUCUUUCCCGAUGAUUUAGCAUGUCAGCCUCCGAAUAACCGUUGCCUCUUUUAAGUCGAAAAUCAAUAAGCGCCGCGGGGCUCUUUCAAAAUUAAAUAUAUAGAGGAUAUUAUACGGUGGCGCGAAGAUAUGAAUUUUAUUUUCGAGUGAACAAUAUUUUACGAACGAGCGCAGCGAGUGAGUAAAAUAUUGUUUUUGCCACGAGAAAAUAAAAUUCAUAUCUUCUAGCUGCCGAUCUCGGAGAUGAAUUGGUCGCUUGUAUUUGGAUUAAAAGCAAAUCUCGACCUCUUCGCUUCGUCGAAGGCCCCUCGACUGCUAGUCAAGAAUCCUCGCAGUCAUCUGAACUGUUAGUCAAAAAGCCAGAUAUCAAACUUUGCAUGUUUAGAAUCUGGGGCGGACUUUAAUUUCCAGCUGCUGCGAUACAAUGGUUAUUAAUACGCAAAGAGUAAGGUUCUAUAAGAAUAAGGCUGACAUGUAUAUUUAUUAGUUGGUUUGAUUUCAUUGCUUUUUUGUUUAUUAAAUUCUCACGAAACUCACCAAUCCAACCUUUUUAAACAAGAUUCAAAUUGCUACUUAUUUAGCUUCAUCCAUAAAUAACGAAUUUCCGGCGAGUCUGGUCUAGAGAUUCUCGCAACACAAAAUGCACAACGCUAAAAAAGGUUUAGUAGUUUAGUUAUAAAAUCGAUCAUUGUUAAUUUGUUACAAUAUGAGUAGUAUCGCCAAUAUAAAAUCUGUCAGCAAUGUUCAUCUGUUAUCAGAAAAAUGUAAUUCGUGUGAAAUUUUGAUAGGUUUUCCUUACGCUUGAAUUAACAUUCGCUAGCUUUAUUAAUGCUUUAUUGACAUUUUUUUCCUACUGUGACGUUUUUUGGUUUUAUAAUACAGUAUCUGUUCUUUUGUGUGCGUGCGGCGCGAUUCCAGAACACACAAAACAGAUGAAACUGGAUAUAAACCGGACAACAACGUUGGUUUGUGUAUUUAAAAAUUUCCGGAUAUAGUAAAUUAAAAAAGGAGAGAAGUAAAAUUACUGACCUCCACUUUCGAUAAGUUAGGCUUUGCCCGUGAAAUGUUUCCUUUCCUCACGAUUGGGCAUAUUUGGAAAACCCAUAAACAAGCUUAAAAAAUGUAUAUAUCAUAUCAAUCUUUCCUCACGCUGGUUUUGAAAUUGGUUUUGUGUCGACGCCUUUACUUGGACCCAGACUCCUGAAUCCAGUUAUCACUUUUGAUGGCAGUAGAUCAAUCGACUCGCUCUUACAAAUAGGAAGGCGAUGUAAAACGACACAGUAAACGGAAUUAACCUUACUGACAGUUGCUUGCAUUUGAAUUUUGUUAUCUCCAGAUCAGAUGAAAAUUGGAUACUAGCAUUCCAGUUGUAUUAAGAAGCCAUGUCAGUUUACAGCAAUUCCGAUUCAGCUGAAGUUGUAUUAAUAGUGGUCCAUUCUGUACUCGUCAUCGUAAAUAUUGCCGGAAACGUUCUGGUCUGUGUCAUCAUUCUGAGGAAUCGAGAUAUGAGGUAUGCGGACAAAAAAAAGGUGCUUGAUUUUAGAGAGGAAAUGUGACUGCUUUUCUUUGAGACAAAGGAAAUUGACGGUAUAUACGGGUGUCCGUAUUAAGCGGGUGACCUACUGUACCCUAUUCUUCAUGUACUUUCUGAGCAGCUAUAACAUACUGUCAAUGCUUUAUUCUACAGGACUUCACUCAACUAUCUUAUUCUUAAUCUGGCUGUUGCUGAUAUCACAACAGCCCUAUUUUUAUCACCAAAGUACAUAUUUUCCCACUUCAUCGCACACCCAGAAGGAGCAGCAGGCACCGCGCUCUGCAUUGCGUUGACUGGUGGGAUCAUUGGAUGGGUCGGCGCCGCCACUGGAGUAUUUUGUUUGGUUGCUAUAGCUGUUGAACGUUACUACGUCGUGGUUUAUCCAUUUGAAAACAUGGAGGCGCUUAGUAAACGUAAACUUAAGGUGUGAUAAUUUCAAUUUAUCAUAACUUGUAGUAGUACUACGUGUAUUCGUAUUUCGAUUACCUUAUAUCAAAAGCCAGAAGUUAAUUCGAGAAAUCAUCGCGCCUUGCAGACUAUUCAAUUUUAUGAAGCGUUUCGUGUGACACUGAAAACUGGUUUCCUUAAGUGUUCGUUAUUUAUUUUAUCAGUCAAUAGAUGAUGGCAAGAUGAUCUCCCUUUAAAUGGAGAAAAGUAUCUUUCGCGUGUUCGAUUAGCAACUCAGUAUCUGUUCCCCAUGUCUUGGAAAAUAAAUUUUCAGCAACCUUUUUUUUUAAGAGAGAUUAUUUUUGUCUGUUUGAUAGACUAAUCAUAUUUUUAUAUUCUUUUUUGUUUGUUGUUUUGUUUUGUUUGUUUGUUUUUUCCAUGCGUAUAUAACCGUUUCAAGGUCAAUCGAAAAUCACUCUUGACUAUCAGGCAAGCAGAUAACUGGAUGAUCUAAGGGCUUCGCGCAAACUGCAUGAUUCGUCUGCAAGGCAAUGCCAAAUUCUCGGGUGGCGAGUGAGAUCUUUACACGCAGCCAAAGAACAUGGCUAGUCAGAUUGUUAGCUUGGUUAAAUAAAAAUAAAUAAAUUGUUUUUAAGACUAUACUGAUGCAAAUAAUGACAAUGAUGAUGAUGAUGAUGACGAUAAUAAUAAGUCAUCAUCAGUGUUACUUGAACCGGACUUACCAUUAUUUCCUUUUUUACACUUUUAAAAAAAUGACAGCAGUUUCAAGGAAUUUUUGCUUUCAACAAGCGACAGUUUGGAUGCUCUUCGUGAACUUAAGUAUAAUUGGUCCAGAAUUGAUAUCCAGCCUAGUCGCAGAUAUAUAUGCUGAUUUGUGUGCGCUUCAUAAAAUAACCUUACCAUAAUUACUCCCUUGUUUUGCUUGAUAUCAAAACAGGUGAUAAUUCUUAGUACUUGGAUUUUUGGGAUUAUCUUCAAUAUUCCAUCGUUCAUGUACAGAAGAUAUAACGAAUAUUGGAAUUACUGCAUCAACACGUGGCCAAGAGAGUGGGUCGGCAAGGCCUACGGUUUUUAUUGGUUUUGUCUGGCAGUCCUCUCUACUUCUCUCAUGGCCAUAUUGUACUUCCGUGUGGUGUACACUUUGUGGUUCAAACAUGAGGACAGGAGAGAAAACAAUACGCAACAGAAGGUAAAAUGAUUUAAAAACAUUAUUGGGUAUGGGAUAGUAACCCAUAUGGGAACACCACAUAGUUGUCCUAUAUAUUAUAGGGAUGACGUUUAUCACUUAGUGCAGGUUAUUAUGCAUAUUUCAAUGUACAUGACAUGACUUAUAUAGGCAAGAAAUAGGUAGACUGUGUGAUAUGCUGACUCAGAGUAAUACAAAUUCCUGAUAGUGCUUUAGCUCCACCUUCAGUUUAAAGUAAUAGCAUGCGCAUUUCCAAAGGUAUCUGCGUUUUGUUAUUUUAAAAUAUAUAGAUGGUUUUCACAGUGACGUCAUCAAAUUGUAAAGUCAAAAUAGCGAGGUCUUACGAAUUCUUAUUUACAGUAGGUUGAAGAUAAACAAAAAGUUAAUCUUUGUACAAGUUUUCAGUCCCAUAGCAUGUUUCAUUUCGAAAAUACAGCAAUUUGAACUUCCGAGUUUUCACAGUGCGUGACACCAAACUAGGAAUGCUGUCUCCUUGAAAAAAAGUCCCUCCUCUUGAUUUUCAGCAGUAUAACCAUUUCAAGUAUUAGAAGAUAUGUUUAUGCUCACGUAUGCUAGUUCUCGAGUGAAAAGAAGAAGCUUUUACAGAAAAAGUGUACUCCAGAUGUUUUUGUUGAUUUUCGGCGGCCAUAUUGGUGCACCAAAACUGUGCACCAAUAUGGCGUCUCCAUACAAAGCUCUACAAAGAUGCGUGAAACAUUUCGGCAAAUAACUCAGAAACUGUGGUCCAAAAAGACCUGAGACUUGGAUAAAUUGUUUAAAUAUUAGUUUUUCAUAACAUAUCAUUUUCUUGGCUUCUUUCACUGGACGGUUUUCAAUUUAUUUUUUUGUUGCGUGACAGUGAAAACGAUCUAUAUGUUGAUGCUGUCUUAGUGUUAAACUGAACAAAGAAACUGCACUGAAAGAGCGCACGCUUGCAUGAGUUUCGAAUCAGUUCCCAGGGUACUUAAAUUUAAUCUUUAAACGGGAUUUUUUUCUGGGAACAAAAGCAUCAAGAUUUCUGCAGAUAGAACCCUAACCCUAACCCUGACACCCACCCCCCUUCUCUGAAGGUCUGGAUCCGCCACUAUGCAGUAACUUGUGCGCGACGAAGGCCGCGCCGAGACUCUGAAUUCUGCAAACGUUUAAAAGGUGAGAAGCUAAAUGGAAGUCAGAAAGUCUGUUUAAAUGUGAGUGAGUAGGCAUGAAAUUACUUUUUUGGGCUUUAAAAAAAUGCGUUUAAUUGAUGGCGGUCAUAGCCGGGUAACCCCAAUAACGGAAUUGCAACGCGAACUUCAUCUCUCUUGUGCCUGUCUAAUUGUUUGUUUGUCUUUUUUUUUAAUAACAGGCGGUUCUGAAGAUGCGAAAACGAGCUACCUUAAUGGUCAUACUUGUCAGUGUUGUCUUUGGAGUGUGUUGGGUGACUGACAGGACCAACUACCUUAUGGUACAGUUUUAUUCCCAUACGGGUGCAUUUCUCUCCCUAGCGGCAUCCAAUACGAUGGUUUUGGUCAAUUCUGCUAUCAAUCCAAUUGUAUAUGCAUUGGUCAACUAUCGUUUCAGAGAAAAGGCGAAGAGGAUGAUACAAGUUCGUUGCUGCCGCACAGCAGUUCGCCCUGCCGGUGGACUGCAGGUGAUAGCAUCUCAGUCACGCAGGGCAGGUGACAUCUCCAGUAAAUGUUAGAAAGUGUUCAAAGCAACUUCAAUCACGGCACAAUCUGCAAUUCCUUAACCAUCACCCACCUUGUGUACUCAUAAAUAACAGAAAAUGUCAAAAACAAUUAACCAACAAAAACAACAACAUUAUUCGGUGCUUAAUAGUCACUUUAAAGUAUUACAGUAUUGAUAAAGAAGAUCUAUUAACAGAGGUAAAGAGGAGAACAUUCAGGAUGCUCCAAAUAACCACAGGGGCUAAAGAAAAAGGGCAGCCUUUAGUUAGGGGAUUAAUUUAUGAUUAUUAGAGUCAGAUUACCUCACACGCCAUGUUGCCUGACUGCUGACCGUCUUUAUACCAUACCCUUUCAGUUUUGAGGCUAUCCUGUAAUAUACUUAAUUCGUUAAAUAUUGUGUUACGUUUAGAACUGACAUUUUGUAGAUGUCGUAGCGUAGUGCUCUAAUUCAUGAAACGUCUGACGGUAAGGUUUGGAAUACUGGGUAAAAAAUAAAGGGUCGGUUAUUCAAACGAUCAAGUCUAACUUAGGCCGAUGUUUAAGAAAUCAUUGGUCCAGAUCUCUUUCUUAGUGGGUUAAUGUAAGAAAAUAUUAAGUGCUUUUCCAGUGUGAGCCAUAUGCUUUUUUGAAAUUGUUUACGAUAAAUGAUGUAUAGAUAAAUGCGGUGGGAAAACUGAAAAUGGCUUAGAACGCGGUUUUGUUAAGCACGAGCUAAACUCCUUUUAAAUGACUGGCCCAAAGACACUUGAUUACAGUUAGUUGAAUCUACCUACUCCAGGAUGCAGAGUACUACCAGUGAAACCAAUUAAAUACAUGUAGACUCUUGCUGAGCGUUUUAUAAAAACAAUAGGCGAUAUGACAGACCUAGAAACGUUCAUUGGAUGUAAGUCAAUGUCACAUGAACAACAGCCAUUUCUCUUGAUGUAUAUAGGUUAGCAUACUACCUUACUUAAAAGUUGAAUAACUCUAUCGCUAGAGGCAGAAUGUAUAUAAUAGAGGCUGUUAGACAGUGGUGAGAAGAUAUGGAUUUUCUAUAUGUUCGAGCUGGCACGAACGAGCGCAGUGAACGAAUUGAAUUAGCUUGUUUUUGCCACGCGAACAUAAAAUUCAUAUCUUCGCCGGAGCUAACGUGUAAUUCUCAUUCCAUAUAGUUAUUCAAUUAUCAGUCUGCCUUGUCCGGCUAGCGCUGUGAACAGUGCAAUAAAAUAAUCCUUAAAAAUCGCAAUUACUUUCCGUUAAGGACAAAGGUGCACAGUUUUUUUUGCUGUGUUUUCAUUUCUAUGUUCUUUUGGAAACUUGACUAAGUCAUCAUUAAACAAAGUUCGAAAAAGUCGAGGAGACGCCUUUACGAUUGGCAAACAAGCGCUAGCGUUACCCCAAUGUUGUGUAUCAAAAACCAGAAGAUAUUGUAUAUUGUGGGUCAAUAGUAUUCUUGCUUGUUGUGUAGCUCUUUGAAAUAUACCGAUUCAUAAUGAAGAUUUUCACACAUAUUCCAUACAAUAGGUGAGAUAAAUACAGGAAACGCAAGGUUCCAUGCACAGUUUCAGCUCGAUUUACACAGCUUUGACCAAAACAUUCUCAGUUUCGAGAAUAGUUCAUUCUAAACCAUACGAAAAGAUUUAAUUAGAAGUUGAGUUUUUCGCUAUUUAACCUUCACUUUUUACAUUCAGUUCAUUUUAUUUGCCGGAAAGUAAGCCUUAGAAAUUAAAAAGACGUUUGAUCGAUUCACGCUCACGCAUUCUAGUCUUAUUUGAAACUUUAUAACGCAAGGACAUCUGUGAGCAGGGAAAAAGUCAGCACAGAAUUUGAUUGUCGGCGAAUUCAUGUAAUUGUCCAUCAAUCUGCUAGUGAUAAGCUACCCGUUGUUCACUCGUCUUCCUUGUUUGGGGCUGAGUCUUAUUCCGGUCAAAGAGAGUGAAAGAGUGUCUGGCAAGGUUUCCAAUAUAAAUCAAAGAUUUGUGAACUCGUGUCUGGCAAACCUCCAAGUGUUUAUAUAUACACAGUUAAACGCACCUUAUAAAAACAAAAAAAAAAAAAUAAAACAAACAAAUUUUAUUGAAAAUUGGAAAAUAACUAAUUACAUUACUUUCCCACUCGCAAAUAGCUUAUGAACUAAUCGAGGCGGGGGGAGCUGAAGACAUAUUACAAAACAAGAUUUAUAUAUAGAUGGACUAAAUAACAGUGAAGACACUACAAUACAGUAAAUAGAAUUUAAACUAACAUAAAACAAGGCAUGUACAUAACGAUUACGAAGAGAGGCUAACCCAAAGUAUUAAAUAACUUAAUAAGACGGGAGACUUCGACAUAAUCAUCAACAAUUUAUUAUUUAAGUAAGUUCCUGGCGGUUUUAUAACCGGCAAGAAGAAGUCCUCGACCAAAAAUCGCCAAAAGUUAUAGAUCGCUUCGUCUUCAAUUAUCUUGCCGUUGAUAACGCGGGUCAAACAGCAGAUAACAAGCACACUUGCAGCAUGAUUUUUCGUUUCUUUCUUCUGGCGAGUAAAACCGACAAGCCGUUGUGGGAGAUAAUGCUUUUCAGAAACCGUCAGUAAAACUUAUCUGCUGACAGGCCUUUUCCUUCUUACGGUCCCUUAACUGCUUUUUUCUAUUCUCCUUUGAAGCUGAAAUUGAUGCCUUCUAACGAUGAAUUCCCGUAGAGAAAUCUCAACACGCUUCACUAGCGACAUAUGUUUAGUUGUGAAUGGUAACACUCAAGUUACUGAAUGACAUGUAGGUGACCAAUUAGAACACGCUAUUUAGAUCUUAUCAAAUUUUGACCAAUCAGGAUUUUAACAUUCGCCUGGUAGAUGUUAAAAAUGAGAAAACAGUGGUUUUCUGGCAGGCGUUUCCCUCCUCCUUCCUCGCGCGCCCCUCGCGUUUCUCUAGCGCCUAAAACUCCCUUUCACAAAACUCCCUUUCCCUUCCCUUUCAAACGCCUGCCACGCAGGCUAGUCAACAGACGUCGUCGUCGUGAACUUCGUCGUGGCUCUUAAGUUCCCUAUUUUAAAGCCACCAAGCCUUUAAAGCGUCAUUCGUGCGUCUGUAAUAUGUAGAUCAUAGAAAACGACCAAUCAAAGUGCGCGCAGCAUUCACUAUGGGCUCCUUCUGCAUUGAAAUAAACGCCCACUGAGCAUGAACCAAUUCUUACUUGGUAUGCACUUGUUGGGUAGUCUCCUGUUGUUACGAUUGCAAAAUUAAUCCACCAUAUGUUUUAAAAAGUUACCACUUUAUAGUAUACUGAUGUGUCACUUUGAUUUGUCUUGAUUGAAUCACACCACCAAGACAAAAUUUAAGAUGGAGCUCAUUCAAAAUUUCCACAAAACUAUAAUACAAUUAUAGGCGCGAAAGGUGUCGUAUAGUUACCACAAUUGAAAGAAAAGCUCUGACAUAUGGAUUAUUUUUGUGACCAGCUGGCAAUCAGAAGCACAAUAUCUCAAUGAAUUUUGAAUUUAAAAAUCUCUUUACUAAAAAAUUAUUGAGAAAUACAAAUAUCUGACGGGCUAAAGCCGUUCUCAUCUAAAAUUUUCAGUAACAAAAUUGCGCUAAUCCUCUAUCUUCUACAAUGCGAAGUAACUUAAUAAAAGAGUUGGAAAGCAAGUAACGGUUUUUUUAAAAGUAUUAAUCGCGCAAUGUAGUGUUUAGUGUAUGUAAGUAAUAUUUUGGAAAUUAAAUGUGUAAAGGAAAUCUACAAAAAAAAAGUUUGGAAAAAAGUAAUGAUUGAGCGAGCGUGGGGAGAACUCAUACAGUCAAGAAUGACACGUAAUAUGACAUCUAGAAAAACAUUCGCUGUAAUUUCGUCCUCACAGCUACAAAUAAGCAAAGAGUCAUUAUUAUCUGCAUAAUGGCAACCAAUGAGGUGGGCGACUUUUGUUUGGCCUUCAGAUCGGUGGCUGUGACCGACGGGUUCAAGGACAAGCUUAACGGGAAUUAACGCAAUGCACGUACGGUCUCCGUGAGCAACUUAGCAACAGAGACUGGGGAAAUCACAGAGGAUGUAAAGGCUCAUCGGCAUCUAGUCAUGUGGAAAUAAUAAGAUGUAAAAGUUGAGCUUAUAUUUGGUGAGUUAAAACGAUGUUAAUUAAAAGUAAUACUGAUAGCGAAAAACAGCUGAAAUCAAAUGGAAAACCUUGAAAAUGUAUAUCUCUUGUUAACUGAGAAUUUGAGCGGAGCGCGUACUAGCCAUUAUGGUUACGUCAAAGUCGAGAAUUCUAAACGAGAGGAAAGGUAAGAUAUUUCAGAGGUGACUUUAAGCUCGCGUGCGCUGGCUGUUUUUGCUGUUUCGAAGCAUCUUUAUACAAGAGGUCAUAAGACAGACGAAAGCUUCAGUUUGAAGUCGUGCCACUGAAUUCUCUGUUGUGUAUUCUAUACAAAUUGCCAGCCAGGGUUAAAGUUUGUUCCUUUUUGGAUACGUUUUCUGUUUUGCUUUGGUAAAAUAUAUGCCAAAUCAUUUCUCUACUUCUAAACCUACAUACGCUGCAAAUGCAUGGGCAAACGUUUCGCAGUUGUCCGUUUUCUACUGAACACUAAGUUCAGACAAACCAUGACAAAAUUCUCUUCAGGAACUGAUGAAAAGAAAAGUGAAAAGCUAGCUAAGCCUGUAGACAUUAUUUAAUUUUGGUCCUACUAAACAUUCAAGUUUACUGUUUAGGUUCCAAGAAUUCACGCACUGUAUUAAUAACAAGGCAACCUGUGUAAAUAAGACCUUCUAUUUUUACUACUUAUAAACUGUCUUGGCAUUGAUUAUUUGGAAUCAGCAACGACUCGUUUCGUCGGAAUACACUCGUUUUUUAAAUAACUUUUGUGUUGAGAACAUUGAUUGCAUAAUUCUCCAACUUUCACCGGCUGUAUCCUUUGAUAAUUUACAAUCAAUUAAACUAAUAAAAUUUUUCCCGUUCGUUUAUGUUCGCCCAUAAUUACAAGAGAUAAAAGACAACGAAAUUUCGGAGGCAAAAAUUGAGGAAUUAAACUGAAAUCGAUCGACGAGUUCUAGAGCUUUGUAAUCUUUUUUAAACAUUGACGAGGGGAGUUUCUCCAAUUAGAAAUCAUCACUGGCUAUUUUUUUGCAAAAGCGAGCUCUUCGCUUUAUCUAUUUUUCUGAGCGAAAUCAGCAUGUAAUUCCUUUAUUUAUUGACGCCGGUGUUUUACCGUUAAAAUUUUUGCAUUAUGAGCAUUUAGCUAACCUUAAGUUUGAAAUAAGAUACAAUAAUGCUCCUGGAAACAUUCAAGAUCUCUUUCAAGAUAUUUCUGAUAUUCAUUCUUAUAAUACUCGAUCCUCUGCCUCUAAUAACUUUUACACACAAAGUUCCAGGCUCUCAAUUCAAGUGAAUUCAUUUUCUAGAAUCGGAACAAAAAAAUAUGGAAUGAAAUGCCUGUAUCUUUAAGAAAACUUUCAAAAAAUGCCUUUAAGAGGAAAAUAAAACAAACACUUUUUGAGAUCCUAGCUUCAGAGGACUGUUAUAUUGAUCUCCCAGAAAUCGUUCAAAAAAUUAAGCUGAAUUUAUUUUCCUCUUAGUUGAUAUGCAAUCAUUAAUAUCGUUUAGUUUAUCAAAUAUGAAAAGCUGGCGCGAAUGCAACUGGUCGCAUUAGGGAAACCAUUCGUCCGGUAAAACCAUCCGACAUUUUAGGCACUGAGCGGAAACGUUUGACAAAAAGGUUCAAUUUUCAAAUAUUUGUCUUUUAAUUAAAAUCUCUUGUCAAUAUAUCUUGACUUAAUGCAUCUUGAUUUGUUUUUACUAUUGUUGUAGUUAAUGUUGCUUUUAUCCCAAAAUGAGUUUGGCACCACAAAUGUGCUUUGAAACAAUGCAGGGAAGGUACCUUUGAAACGAACAUUGUUUUAAAAUUAAUUUUAGUCUUGGAUUCAUGUUAAUUGACAUUUUUAAAAAAUGAAAAAAUAAAGGUUCAAUUCAGCAACCUGAAUUAUAUGGAAACGCAACUUGGGGAGCUUGGCAACCCCGUUGAGUUGCGUUGUAUAGCUGUAUAGCUUUAUACUCGAAUUCCAAGUUUGGUUUUUACAGACUCGUCAUCAUUAUCACUGAAUAUUAAGGUUAAUUACCACUGCUUAUAUCAUAACAAUGAUUACUGUUUUGUUGUUGUAAGCUGUUUUUUUCGAUCCAACAACAACAACAACAGCAACAAUAACCUUUAUUUGCAUGACUAUAAUUAUUUACAGUAUUGCAAAAGGUACGUAAGAUAAGAACGAAAAGAUAAAUAAUUAUGAUAUUAAUCACAGAUAAUCAAGUGACAUUAUUCUUACAUGACAGUACACGGCGCGCAAAUUAUUCAAUAAUGAGAUAUAAUUCGUCAGUCGUUAAUUAAGAUAAAUAUGUUCAUCGCUCGGUUUAAUCACCAGGUCCGAGUAAGAUAGCUCCUGAAAAUUACGGAGAUGACUUCAUAUUUAAGCAAAAAUUAAUUUCUAAGUUUUAAAUACUUUGGGCAAUAGCAGAGAAAGUGAAUUUCAUCUUCAAUUUCAUUGGAAUGACAAACAGGGCAUAAUCUUUUGUCUUGAGGAGUUAGGUUAUAUCUUCCAGUCUCGAUCAUAAGUUUAUGAUUACAUGCCACGUUAGAAGCCUUUAAUAUUACCUACUUCCAAGUAUCGCUUGCAGAGGACCCAGUUACGUCAGGAGAAACGGCGGCGAAACUGAGCUUUCAAGAACUGGCGAGAGAGCCCCUGGGAUGCUACUCUAAAAGAACCAGUUCCACGACUUAUUCGAAUACUUGUCUGUGAUUGGACACCAGAAAUAAUUUUGUAAGCAAUAAUCACGCGCUGCUUUCGUGAUCUUCUUAUACGAAGAGUUUUACCCGCAACCUCGACUUUUCGCCGUACAUGUUUGGCUUGUGCAGGAGAACUUUCUCCGAGAAGAGUUUUCAGCGCAAGUGGGGCCCACAAAACCACAGAAAUUCUAUAAGUGGUAGAAUUUCCGUAUAAACUCAUACAUUUAUUAUGCACGCAGCAAUUUCAUACUCACUUCACACAAAUAGAUGAUAUCAAUAGAUCGAGCGGAAACAUACAUGCAUAAUAAAUGUAAGGGGUUACACGGAAAUCUUACCCCAUAAUUUAGCACGUCAACCUCCGAAUAACCUUGGCAUCUUUUAAGUCGAAAAUCAAUAAGCGCCGCGGGGCUCUUCAAAAAAUACAUAGAGGAUAUUACACAAAGCAAAGAUAUGAAUUUUAUUUUCGUGGGGCAAAACAAUAUUUUACGAACGAGCGCAGCAAGUGAGUAAAAUAUUGUUUUUGCGACGAGAAAAUAAAAUUCAUAUCUUCAAGCCGCCGUGUAAUGUCCUUUUUAUUAUAUAGACAAACAGACAUCGAUAAAAUAAUGGAGGGAAAUGACCGAAAUUACGUCAUCGAUAAACUCACGUGUGAGAUUAUGGAAAAUAAACCACUCGGGUCCCAGAUGUAGUUUUUAUGAAUUUUACGAGUGGUAUAUUUUCCAGUAAAACACUCGUGUCUAUAUAAUCAAAUGUUUUACCGUAUUUUAUCGAAAGGGCGCUUACCUCGAGAGUAAGAGUCACACAUGAGAAGAAGAAAAAUACACAAACCCCUUGGCACUCUUUCGAAUAAGUAUAUUUUCUCCUGUAUUCAACGGUCUGAAUGGGGGUACCUCUAUAACACUAAAUACUUCAUUUUUUGUUGGUUUUCAACUCUGGGACGAGCGAAUUUUCUUCGGGUGCCACGAGUUUCUGCGUUGCUCGAAAACCAUAAUUUCUAAAUUCCAAUUCAUGGAAAAUAAAACCAGCUCAGGUGUUUUGCCGAAGUUUACCGUCAAAAUGAUUUGCUGGUACCUUUUAAUUUAUUGACACUUUGUUGGGUCUACAGGUUUCAGACCGUUUUGUCUUGGUUCAGUUUUCCCUUAUCAUAUUAGAGCUUCAGAUUGUUUUCCAGUCAAAUGGACUACAAACCACCAAUUUCUAAAUCACUUUAUUGGUUCGAGGAAGCUGUCACGUGAUAUGCCAUAUAUCUUUUAUAAGCAAUAACGUUUCACAUUUUAAUUCAUAUCAUUAUUAAUUUUUGCCACAGAUGAUUAUUGUUUAAGGAAUUCCUGUAUGCGUUACUUCUUAGAGAGAAAACUCUUGAUCUGACAAUCGUCUAUACCGGCCUGACCACUUGAGGACUGCAAGACGGAACUGAAUCAUCAACUUGAUACCCCAGAUAUCGUUCAUGAAAUGUCGUCUACCUAUCAGGACUUUGGAGUAUCUGAAACCGUAGUCAAAACAGCGCAGGGCAUUCUUAUCAUUGUAAACAUCAUGGGAAACUUUCUGGUGUGUGUCAUUAUAGUAAAGGAAAAGGAUAUGAGGUAAGGCGGCAAACACAUUGUAUGCAACUAAACAAUAACAAUUCGUUCCGAAGUACAAAAUAUACCCUCCAGUUUAUCAUGAUAUUGCGCUUUCAACAAAUUUAAAAGAAGGACUGGAGAGGGAAAGAAAUGCCAAACUUGGUUUAGGGGGAAGAUAUUACCUAUAACGCAAAAAAGCUGAAUAAAAUCAGCCGUCUUUGAUUUACAAAGCUCCUGCGAAAAACUCAGGCGUGCACGCCAUAUAUAAAAUUUGUUAUGACUCUACCUCUUUAGCUACACCAUAAAUGAUUUUGCAGUAGGGUAUAAAAGAUAUAAUGCCUCACCCUUCCAGGAUACGUUUAUUGAGGGCAUCUCUUUGGCGAAAAAGAAAAAAAGAAAUCUAUAAUUUAUUUCUAUCUCAGCAUGCUACGCUUUUAAAAUCGUAUGGGAAUUAAAUUUAAAUUAGGGCACUCUUAACAUUAACGAGAUUUCGAUCUUGUUUUUCCCGACUGAACUACAAUUAUCCUUAUAAUAAUGAUUAGAACGUUUCUGGGCUUAGAAAUCGAAACAAAUGAAAAAGUAAGUGCAAAAAAAGAUAUUCCCUUUUUUAUUUUAACAUGUUAAUGUAACUUAUCCCCAGCAAAAAUCACUCAAGGCUUAAAUGAAAUGUACCUGCAACAUAAAUAAUAAAAUGCCAACAGGUCCAACAGUAGCAAUUAUCUCUGAGAUUAUAAUUAUGUAACAGAAAUCAAACAGUCAGUUUCAUGUUCAUGCCCAGGGACUCCGGUACUCCAGUCCAUUGAAACUGUUUAGUUUUGCCACUAACUCGACUCUAGCGAAAAACUUGUAAAUGACAAACUCACCGUUUCCUGACCGUAACCAUCAAGAAUGUCUCCUAGUAUCAUAAGAUGUAAAGCUACAAACAACAAAGAUGAACCUUGGAAACUGUUUGGUUUCUUCCGAUUGCGAUCCUUUUCGACUAACUAAGUAAGAUAACGGGAAAUAAUCACAUGGCCAUUUCCAGGUUCCAAAAAGCCUCACUUUCAAACCGACGAUAAGUGCAAAACAUUUCUUGCGAAAAUGGGUUUUAUUUGCAUGAGAAUAAGAAAAAAAUCAUUUCAUAUAAAUGGCUUCGUAAGUAACCUCGCUUUGAAACAGAGGCAUGGGGCAACUCGGAAAUAGCAUCCCACGCAGAAGUUCUAUCCCGGGGCCUCUUCCCUUAAAAAAUGAGAUAGGCGGGAUAUAACCACAGAAACGAGAUUAUACCUCCUAUAGCCGCCUUUUUUAUAUAGUAUGUCUUCGAGCUUUUAUUAUUAUUAUUAUUAUUAUUAUUUUAACGAGGGCUCCACUGUAAUUGGUUAAGCUGUAGUGGUCUCCCUGCCUAAUAAUUUUUAUGUAUUAUGUAUAAAGAUUGUAUUCUUGUUAGGUGAAGCUAAAUAAAUAAAUAUAAUAAAUAAAAGUAGCGCAAAUGUCUUGCUUAUCCAUCACUGUAAAGUUUGUAAAAGUGCUGCAUCUUAUCAGUUAGGCUACGUUAAAACGGGCAACAAAAAACCUGUAACUAGUUUUGCAAUACUGCUAAAAAACGAAUUGAAUAGUGAUGUUGCGCGUUUUACCAACCACCUUCGAACCUGCCUUGCAACAAAUCAGGCUGCAAGGAUUCUUUUACCGUACGUGGGUGGUAAAACGCGCAACAUCGCUAUUCAACUUGUUUUGAAGCUAAUUCGCAAAACAAGAUGUACGUUUUUUGUUACUUGUUUUACCGUACCUUAAGUCAAAAUAUACACUGUGCAUUUAUCCCAAAGGACGCCAGUCAACUUUCUUCUCAUGAAUCUUUCCAUUGCUGACAUGGCUGUAGCAACGUUCUUUGCACCAAGGUAUCUCUUCAUCCACUCUAUAACUCAUCCAGAUGGAGCAGCUGGAUUACUUUUAUGCAAACUAUUGACGAGCGGAAACCUCGCCUGGGUUGGAGCUUCCUCUUCGGUCGUCACCUUGGUUAGCACCGCUUUUGAGCGCUAUUAUGCAGUGCUACAUCCUCAUGGAACCAAGGGAAAACUUACAAAGAACAAAGUUAAGGUGAACUUGCAUCCCUCUUUUUCUAAGUUCAUUAUCAAAAUGAUGUCCUUUGAGAGGCGUCGAUCAUUACUGCGAUGAAGAAUCGGAGGGGGGGGGACUCAACAAAGCUUUAUACGGGGAGACACCGCCCGACGUCCAUCCCGUCCCUUACCUUUUUAUGUACCAUUUUGACAGACGGAAAAGGCACUCCUUUCGUGUACUUUCUAAUGACAAAUGGUACCCCUUCCACAUACCUGGUUUAGAACCUUUGCACCCCUAGCUUUUAAAUACUGCUAAAUGCACUGUCUCAAAAAGUUUUCACGACCUUCUCAAAGCCAUAAAAUGCAUCUCUUGGUCCUUUUGGGCCUUUUUUCAGACCAAAGUGACAGAAUUCUAUACUUUUACUAGUGAGUUCCCUACCUUUUCAUAUGCUGAAGCCUGAUUAACUGAGGUACCCCUUUCGGUCGGAACCUCCCCGUAUGAGUCAUUACUGGGAGGACCUCCCCCCGGGUGAGGAACACGUUUGUAUUUCAUUAAGAAUGUAUACCAGUAUCUGACCAAACCUUCAAGAAGAUGCCGUUCCUGGGUUUGUCUUACUAGUUUGUUUAUCAGUUCGGGCCUUGGACGAACGAUCAUCCAAGAUAUACUAUUGCUGGCCUUUUCCUCCGAGCUUUGCAACGUUCUGAGAGACACCGGUAUCUAUAAACUAUAUAUCUAUGAACAAAAUUCGUGUUUGGUUUUGCUGAACUUGUCAACCUUUAGGGGAAUGUAACUCAUAAUUUAUAAUGAUCAGCUUAUUGCCCGCCUCAAAAUUUCAGCUGGGUAGAAAACAGCACCAAUCGUCUUCCUUGUGUUAUUUCAGGUGAUAAUUUCCUGUUCUUGGAUCUUUGGAGUUGUAAUCAAUAUCGUGGGGAUCCUGUGUGAUAACGUAAACGAAGAGAAAGCCUGUGCUCACAUAUGUCCCGAAGAAUGGAUGAACCGAGUGUAUAGUUCAACUUGGUUUCUGUUCGUAGCAUUUUUCCCAGUCUGUUUGAUGGCUACCCUUUACGCCCGAGUCGUGUACGCUUUAUGGUUUAAAAGCGAGAAUUCUACUGAAAACAGUGUCAGACAACAGGUUUGGAAACAUGGUCAUAUUGUCCUGUUUUCAUCUGUUUAGAGCUUUAGAUUCUAAGCUUACUCGUGGUUGUCCUCGUCUUAAGACGAGGACAACCACGAGUUCUCGCCAGCUUUUCUCAGUACUAUUAAGUAGUGCGCGCGCUUGAACCAGGGUCAUUUUGGCGGGAAAAGGUGAUAGUCUUCAUCAUUGUACUACGGGUUUUAGCGAAAACUGAUGUAGUGACGGAAACAAGUUAUCAAAAUGCUAGAAGUUUUAAAAGUUUGCGAUCUGGAGAGGGAUUAACUUCCUCAAUAAACAUAGCCGUGAAACUAUUCUGGUGAAAAAAAUAAAUAAAUAACGCUCUCUGCGGUGCCUAGUUUUUAAGAUCACAUUUAAGUUAAAUCUCGUUCUCUUUGUCUCCCUCGUCCUUGAAUCUAAAGUUCUCUAACUUAACUGCAUCGCUACGAAAGGCUAGAGAUGUUACUGGAUCGAUCAAGGAUAAUUUUUUUAUGGAACUGACCAGUGCAUUUGCUCCAUUUUGCCACAGGCUCUAAUUCAAGCCUCCUGCCAUUCUAUUAAAUUAGCCUCUCUGUAUAAGGCGCCAAUAAUUAUCAGCCCGUAGCUUCUAAUAAGCUCCCAUCUACUAUAAAGAAAACGAGUACUGUAUGACGCUUACGUCUUACAAAUAACUUUUAGUUGACGAUUUCGAGACAAUGACAAUUCUGACAAUUUGUCUGUCUUUUGCAGGGUGUCAUGAAGAUAAGAAAGCGAGUGACCUUAAUGGUUUUAAUUGUCAGUGUGGUAUUUGCUGUUUGCUGGCUUACAGACGCCUCUAACUUUAUUCUGUCCGAUUUUUCUGUCGUACGCACUUCCCUUCCAGUGGCGCUAACCAACACAUUGAUUUUGUUCAAUUCCGCUAUCAAUCCGAUUGUGUAUGCUUUGGUCAACCAGCGAUUCAGAAGGAAGUUCAAAAGUAUGAUCUGCUGUUUUAGUCGUCGAGCAAGAAAUAUAGUAAAUCCAACAUUUCCAUUAACCAAUCCCACUCAGACGGCACUCUCACGUGACUGA